AUGGGCUUGUUUUCAUCGGCAGAGCCUCCCUUGACUGAGGCCAAUCUCAGUAACCAAAGUGGAAUGACCUUCGUUGUGACCGGUGCGACAUCCGGAUAUGGCCUGCACCUAGCAACCAUCCUCUAUCAACAUGGUGGUAAAGUAUAUCUUGCGGCCCGCAAUGCAUCCAGAGCGCAAAGUGUAAUCGACGACAUCACAAGACGCCACCCCGAAUCUAAAGGACAACUGGUCUAUUUACAUCUCGAUCUCGGUGACUUAUCGACAAUCAAAAAGUCAGCCGAGGAAUUCCUGACAAAGGAAUCCAAGCUCCACGUGCUCUGGAAUAAUGCCGGCGUGAUGAUUCCUCCCCAGGGAUCCACAACCGCUCAGGGCUAUGAGCUUCAGCUCGGCACGAAUGUCAUCGGGCCAUUUCUCUUUACCAAGCUGCUCUAUCCAGCUCUGGCCAAAGCUGCAGCAGACUCUCCCCCGAACUCAGUCCGCGUAGUAUGGUUAUCCUCUUCGGCGGUCAGGAUGGCCCCCACCCCGGCGAUUGAUUUUUCGAAUAUGGACUACCACAAGGACGAGGGAGCUUGGACAAAAUAUGGGAGAAGCAAAGCUGCCAAUGUUCUACUCGCCGUGGAGUUUGCGCGGCGCUCCAAGAAGGACGGUGUCGCAAGCAUCGUGGGUCCUCUGAAAAGAAUAUCACCUGCAGAGAACAAUGCCUUGUUGGCAAGUCGCUGCCGUGUCGGACAGCGACCGGAGGUGGGUGCGUAUACCGAGCUGUUUGCUGGUCUCCAGCCUGAUAUCGAUCCUGUUAAUUCGGGAAAUUGGAGUUUAACGUGUCGUGUAGUUGUCCCUCCGGGAAGGGUGGUGGCAGGUCGCAAAGACCUCUAUGAUCCGGAGUUGUCUGAGAAAUUCUGGCAAUGGAAUGAGGAACAGGUCCGGUCUUACUUGUGA
Messenger RNA from Aspergillus oryzae RIB40, 936 nucleotides. RefSeq lists its product as uncharacterized. The transcript is spliced from 5 exons. Bases 1 to 936 code for a protein of 311 amino acids. The record is from RefSeq and is a predicted model, not a curated record. NCBI's taxonomy places the organism in Eukaryota, Fungi, Ascomycota, Eurotiomycetes, Eurotiales, Aspergillaceae.